UAUCAUUAAGCACAUGUUUAUCAAAACUAGUUCACUUGGUUAAGUGAUAAACAUAAACACACAAGAACGCGCAGUGUAUGGUGCUUCACACACUUAUUCUGACACGAUACGUAAUGUUUUUCUCAGUCAGCUAGGCUAAUGUUAUGCCUCUUUACAUUUUCUGUUGUUACCAGUAUGAUGUUAUUUUACAUUUUGAGAUAACGUUAGUCCAACUGAAUUAAGCACAAACUGGUUGUCUCGGUAUCAAGAAAAAUCUGUCCAGCUGUCCUCCAACUCUCAAGAUGCCAUCUUGCAAAAUGGGGUCAAGCUUGUACAGCUGACUACUUCUCUCGAUAGACAGAUUACUACGGGGAGCCUUCACUUCUUCAGGAAAUCAUUGAUCUUGACUGUAUUGGAUGAUUUCUGUCUCUGCAGCCAUCAGUUGUUCCAAGCAUCUUGUCGACUUUCACUGCGACAACUGCUGCAGUUAACUCGAGUCUUGGAGUCUUGGAACCUGUUUAAAGGGGACCACUCUAGACUUCCCCAUCACGAGGAACAAUGGGUUCUGCCUUGCUCAUUCACCAACACAAGGUAAGAUGCUGUGCCACAUGCGUUCUCACUUGCGUCAGAAAAAUUAUGCAACUGUGCUCCUAGUGUGUGUCCAAAUCCCUUAGGCUUAACGCAUCUGUUUAUGCUGAAGUCAAAGAGGUGAGUGAUAUCUUCCAGCCUCUUACACCAUUGAUUGGCUUGCCAGCCACUGAUUUAUUCAACCAUCCUUGCUUUUCCUUGCACAGGUCCCUCAAAAGAAGCUUGGCAGGAUUUACAACUGGUGCCAGGAAGCCAAGAGGGUUGUAGAUGGAGUUCACAACAGAAACAGAUACUUUUCCAGUCAUUGGCUUGUCCUGCAGCUUGAUGCUGUAUGCGGAUGCAUCAUCUUCUGUGCACCACUAUACACCAAGGGCUCGUUCAGUGAGUUGGGCAUCAUGAGUGAGAUCAAGCUCUUUUAGUUUGCUGGCUUGGUGUUCAGCAGGGAUGGAUGACAGGACUUUCCUGCUGUUGCUUACCCAUUUUGAGAACUGUUUCAACAACUUUCCAUCUGCUGACGUUCUCAGUAAAGCAUAAGAAGCAACGCUAGGAGACGAAGUCAAUCCAAAAAGGUGCACUGCCAUCCGGUACUCUUUAAUCAGUGCACUUAGGUUGCCGUCUGGCUAUCACUAAAAUCGCAAUAGGUCGCAUCUGCUUUUGGAACUCUCACCUAGUAGAACAUUGAUUCAAUGUCUGCCAUCAUCGCUAUUGGAUCUACACAAAACCUCACUAAGGCACCAAUGAGUAUACUGGUGAGGUCAGGUCCCUGCAGUAACUGUCCAUUCAGCAACACAUCCUAAAAUGAAGGCAUGCAGUCAAAGACCACACGGAUUGACUUUUUCGAGUGGUACACCCCGUGGUGUGGGACGUACCAGACCCUGUCCUCUUAGUCAAGCUGUUCUUGAGGAGCUUCAGCAGCGUAGCCUUUAUCAAGUAUGCUCUCCAUGAAGGCUUUGUAGUCUUCCAAGAAAUACUUCAUUCUUUCUCAGUUUUCUCUUCAGACUAGCAGCUUGCUGUUCUGCCACACAUAUGAGCAUGAGAGCAUAUAACUGCUUAUCAGCUUCUGUCCACCAGGUUCCUCUUGGCACAUUUUGUUCAACAAGAUCUGAGUCAGCUUUCCUUUCAUGUUCAGUUUCUUUCAGCGCUUCUCCGUUCAGAAUGUGGCUGUACUUUCAGCGUUCAUAAAUGCAUACGCUUACGGGAUCUCACUUUCACCAGCACAAUUGAUUAUAUACACUCUGUCUCUCUGGCCCCAGUGUAGCCAACUAUUUCAUGGGCAACAGACUUCUGAGCGCCUGAGACCUUCAAUUAAAAUGAAUUUAUCUCAAAUAAAUAUUCCAUCUGAUGUUUUAACAUAGGGUAUACUAAAUGAUGUCAUCCGAUGAUUUGCAUGUAAUCCAAAUGUAUGUAAUGAGCAAUUAUUAAACAUGAGAAGGCAAGCAUAACAGGUGCUUAUUCAUAACAUGAAAGAAUAGGCACAGUAAGAGCACAUGUAGUCUGAAAAAAAAUUAUUCUCACAUCGAAGAGAUUGUCAAAGGCUUAUACCACCCCUCUCAAACAAAAUUCAUACUGGUUGGGCUAGUCUAUUCAGAUCAAGGUGGUCAGUUGAUGCAUUAGUAGUCAGAUAUGGCUAUAAGUCCAAUUAUUAGUGGAAUACUAGAAUCUGUGUAAACACAGCUAAUGUAUGGUUAAUGUAAUCAGCACUUAUUUCUCACAACUGUUUUCAUAGAGAUUGCCUAGCCCUGUUAUGAGUUGUUUCUUCAGUGUAUGUUGUAUUUUUGGUUGGUUUUGUCUAUUUUGUGUAUAAUCCAUUAUUUACUAUUUUGUGGUUGUCUUGCUUACCUAAAUAUUGUGAAGUUGUCCAAGCAUGAGGCUUUGGGUGUGGAAAUGGCCGUUUUGUCAUCUGACCGCCAAAGGAGCCACUGACUUCUUGACUCAACACACAGUGAACUUCACACUGCAUUUCAAAGAGUCGUCGCAGUCCGUGGUCUGCUGAGAGCUGAGCCUAACAGGUCUGUGCUUAGCUAAACCCAGUCCAGUCUUGCUCAGCAAAUAUUGAAGAUCUCAUCAUGAGAAGGUGAAACCCUGCUUUCUGGAGGAACAAUGGAAAAGGAUUUCCUACAGCCUGUGGACAUUUGCCAAUAGUGGUGAAGACAGGGAUGCUCCUACUUGAUGAACAGACGUAUGAUGACAAUGAAAGCUAUUUGGUGAUGCAUUUGUGGAAUGUAAAGCUUCAAUGUCAGAUAUCCUGUGUUUAAGUUAAUGUUUGGUAAAAGGAGGUAAGGACAAGGCUAAUACUGAAAGCUUUGUGAUAUUUUUUACAUAUUCUCAACAUCCUGUCAGAAUACAACCCACUGGAGCUGAACGUUUGCAGCAAAUUGUUUUGGAUAAAAAAUGUCACCUUUUGCUGGACAGUUAUAUGAGUGUAUUCAUUUUUUCACUAUAUACAAAGGAAGUAAGAGGUGCAGUCAAGUUGAAUGUACACAAUGCAUCCCAAAAAGGAAGAGUUUUCUUCAGCUAUUAACAGGAGAUCAACAAGUGUAUUGAUUCUUUUACCAAGACUGAGAGACCAUUGCACCAUCCACCCAAUCAUCUAGCCAUAUGGAGCUACGAGAGAACCGCGGGUCAAUGGGUGGCCAGGGGUUAGGGUUCAGCAUCUCAGGCACCGGGAUGCCAGCCAGUUCCAUAAUAAUGGCAGUGCGGCAGCAGGAGUACUCAGCCAGCGUCUGGCUUCGAAGGAGAGAAAAACUGGAACAUUCUCAGCAGAAGUGCAUUAUGAUCUUUGCCUUGGUGUGCUGCUUCGCAGUACUGAUGGCGUUGAUUUUCUCAGCUGUGGACAUUUGGGGCGAAGAUGAAGACGGGAUCACAGAGGAUAACUGUAGCAAGAACUGCAGAGCAGUGCUUGUGGAGAACAUCCCAGAAGACAUCUCCUUCUUAGACAAUGCUACAUCUCACCUCCCUCUCUCAGCGGGGCUGUACAACUUACUGGAUCAAGCUAUCCGGGUCGUAGAGAUAGUUUCCCCGCUGUGGCUCCUCAACUCCUCCGAUUAUGAAUCCAGCUUCCAACCUGCUGCCAGACAGGGCAGGGCUCUGCUGUCCAGGCUGCAGGGGCUGAAAGCUAAAGGAAUCCAGUUGAAGAUCUCCAGCGGGAUGAUUGACUCGACCGAGCUCAGUACACUCGCCAGACACAAUGCUGAGGUCCACUAUGUGAACAUGACAGCGCUGACCAAAGGCCACCUCCUCUCCUCCUUCUGGGUGGUCGACAGGAGACAUUUCUACAUCGGCAGCGCUAGCAUGGACUGGAGAUCUCUGGCCACAAGGAAGGAGCUGGGUGUGUUGGUGUACAACUGCAGCUGUCUGGCUCUGGACCUCCACAGAGUGUUCAGCCUCUACUGGGGGCUCCAGUAUAAAGACUUCAUCCCCUCCUUCUGGUCCAAGCGCCUCUUUGCCCUCUUCAACAGAGAUACACCACUGAACCUUACUCUCAACAGCACAAAGGCUCAGGCCUACGUCUCUAGUUCCCCAGAUGUUUUUAUCCCUAAAGAUCGUAGCAAUGAUCUUGAAGCCAUUUCCAGGGUCAUCCAGGAGGCCCGCCAUUAUAUAUAUAUCUCCAUCAUCGACUACCUGCCCCUCCUCAGCAGCAACGCUCACAGGUACUGGUCUCGUAUUGACGGUCUUAUCCGGGAAGCUCUGAUCCUGAGGAAGGUCCGGGUUCGUCUGCUAGUAAGUUGCUGGGAAAAGACUGAUCCACUUACUUUCAACUUUAUCUGGUCCCUGAGGAGUCUGUGCAUGGAGCAGGCCAACUGCUCACUGGAAGCUAAGUUUUUCAACCCCAGAGUGCAGAGGGACGGCAGUCUCCAGGGGAUAAACCACAACAGGUUUAUGGUGACAGACCAAGCCAUUUAUUUAGGUAACCUUGACUGGGUGGGGAAUGAGUUUAGCUUUAAUGCAGGAGUAGGCCUGGUGAUCAGUCAGCCAGAGGGCAUCGAGGACAGGAACUCUACAGUGGUGGAGCAGCUACGGGCUGCGUUUGAGAGGGACUGGUUUUCACAUUACACCCGCUCACUGCAGGCCAAUAAGAUCCCCUGCAACAAGCACCAGAUCAACAGGCUGGUGCCAGUCAAAACUAGCCACCUAGACAAUGGACCAGUGCCUAUCAGAACAGGCCAUCCUGAUAACGGACCUGCACCAAUGAGAAACAGUCACAAAGACGAUGAACAGACACCAGUUAAAACAAGGCACCAUAACGACAGACUAAGCAAAAUUAAUCGCCAAGGCAUGGCCAGUGGACAUGUGCCAAUUAUAGACACUUACCAAGAGAACGGACAAGUCAAAAUGAGUCACCUUGACAACGGACAGGUACAAAUCAAAGAUAAUCACCAUGACAAUCCAAUGGAUCCACCCAGUCAGUCAGCUGAGAGCAGUGGCAGCAGAGAGAUCUCCAACAGGUUCCUGUGACCACAAAGCAUAAUAGGUUCCUUUUUUACUGAUGUUUGGAGAACUGCUUUUUUCCAGUAACAACAGACUUAACACACUGGGUCUUUGUAGCAUUUUAUUAUUGCCAUUUUGAAGAAAACUUUGAAGAUUUAAGUAAUAUCUGGUUUGCAGGAAUUGAUAAUGUGCACGGAAGAACUCAGGAAGGAAAGUCUGGCACUUUUGAUGGAUUUUUUUUUUUUUUUUAAAGAAUGCAACCAAAACAUUUUGGUUUAGAAGAAAUACUGGUUAAUAAUUAAAACACUGUAAUAAAAACUUAGAAUAUUGCUACUUAAUCUUUUUUUCUCACAGAAGAAAUCGUAUUGAUUCCCCAAUUAUUGUAUGUCACUGUUUGUGGCAGUCAUAAUUUAUCACCCCUUAAAAUGGGGAAUGACACCUGCAUGGCUAUGCAGAGAUGGGAGGCAGUGCAACACGUGUAGCUACAUUAAGCAUUACAAAUACACUCUAAAGUAGCGAAAGUAGCGACUACACAGCUUUACAUGUUGUGGAUUUCUUAUUGCCUCUGUACUAAGAUUGGUAGUGGGUAUUUUGGCCUCCUGCAAAUAGUUUUGUGCAUCUCCAGCAGUAUACUGACAAUGUUACUGUGCAUUCAAAUAAUUACUUAAAACUGUAAACUUAUUUAUUACCAUUGAUAACUUCAGAUCUUCAUCUCAAACCAAAUCAACCUGAAACCAUCUGUUUAAUAAACUCUUACAUCAGGUCAAACAUCAUUAACAGAAACCGAUAACCUCAUGUGGCCCUUCCACUAAUGGCAAAACAUUGCCAUUAGUCCUGUAAUGGAAAAAACCACAUAACUCAUUUUGAGUGCUCACCCACAGUUGAGGAACUGGGGCUAUAAAGGGAUUGAUCAAACCGUGUCCACCAUGUUUUAAUCUCAAUACCACAAGCACUAAACACUGUACAGAGAGCAGUUACCUAAUCCAGGACACGAUGCGUCAUAAAUCUCUCCACAGCAGGAUGGUGUAUAUCAAAAUGUUUUGUUUUAUGGAGGUCAUAAUUGAAUUAGAUGAUGCACCUAUUCUACUGUGUUUAUUACAUACCAAAUGUGCUAUGGCCUGGAAUUUUCAAUCAGACGCCACCAUUGAAAAACAACCACCACAUCAUUAGUUUAAGUCAAAGACGGGUAUUUUUCCCUGGAGGAAGAAGGGGCUAUUGAUCUGAAAGGGCUCUUAUAGAUAAUCAUUCCUGUUCCCAUAUACAAAUCCUAAGAGUGAUAGGUUGUCUAUAGUAUUCUUUCAAAUGCAAUGUUGUGACUUGCUGAAUAAAUACUAAAGGACCAGUUAAAAGAAGGGGCCAGAGGGUCUGUGCUGUCUGCCAAAUCAAUACAAUGAAUUUUUAACAGAGCUUGACAGUUGCUGCAGUUUAACCUCAAGGACAUGGUUGUCUGUAAUGUCAUGCCUGUGACUGAAUAGCUUUACCAUGUGGAGGUAGAGCUAAAAAUACAUGAUUGUUGGUUUAAAAAAAAAUGUACCCUUGAUUGAAACCUUGUAGCAAUUUGCGUUUGCAUUUUGAAUGAUUGCAUGUCAGUUUAAGACCUUUAAACACUCUUUGCUGUGAGUGCAACUUUUUGCAACCAUACUUGUAAUGUAGAAACAUUUUUUAACUUCCAAAGCCAUUAAUCAAGGAGACAGGAAAACAUUUCCAGAGAGAGCUACAGUGAUUUUUUUUUUCAUCAACAAUAUGCAGGUUGUUGUGGCCAGGGCUUUAAUGUGAAAGCAGCACCAGUGAAUACUUUAAUUCUGAUGGAAAACUAGUUACAGUCAGAAUGCAUUGAAGGUUUAGCUGUAAUCAGAAUUUAUCACAUGUUUGGUGGAUAUCGCUAGUAUUCUGUAUACAGUAUUUGUCCCUGCUCUGUUUGUGCUACAGGUCAAAUGUAAGCCACUACACAGUCUCAGUUCUGUCAUACAGUGAGUCAUACAGACAGGACACAUGUAGUUGAACCACUGAUGCCAGUGGAAAACAUUUGUCAGUCAAAAACACAACACUGGACAAUUGUAAUCUGGUCAUGAUGGAUAACUUCUGCCAUCUAGAGGAUGUCAUGAGAAAGUAUAUUUCUUUUCACUUAUCUGCUGCAAUAUGAAAUGAUUUUUUUUUUUAAAUCAGCGUUGAACAAGAAUACAUGUUGGUUCACAACUACUUUUUAUAUGUCAAUUCUUAUAAAAUGUAUAAAAGGCAGCAACGUAGGAAUGUAAAUUAUUUUCCUGCUGAAGUUGGCACUGAAAUAGUUUUUUGGUACGAGGUCAAAAAAACAACACAUAUUGUACUUACAGUAUAGUAUGGGAAGUAAAUAUAUAAAACAUUAAAGUAUAAAACAAGAAUAAUGUAAUAAAAAUAACUGUUACAUGUUUAAUUCUAACAAAACCUAAAAAUUAUUUUGCUACUGUAUGUGUGCCCUAACACUUUCUCUCUUCCUGUUUGAGACACAACCAUUAAUUCAUCCAUAAACUGAUUUAUAACUCUUAUGUGACAUUUACACUAAUGUGUGUAAGUAGAACUUGAAGAGCAUUAUCUCUCAUAAUAAUGUCCACAUAUUUUCUUGCAAAGCACUAUGUCACCACACUGUAUUGCUUGAAAUCUGACAGCUGGUCUGGAGUCAGAUCCACUAAUUUACGCUGCUAUUAUCUAUGAUUGUCACACUAGGGAGCAGUACUUUUACAUUACUCGUUUAUUUGUUUUGAAACUAUUUUGAGAAUCAAAAACCGUUAAUAUUUUCCAGUUAGCAGGGACCAGGACUGCGCCUUUAAUGGCAUAUUUUCAAUGGAGACUUAUUGUAGCUCUGGAACACAGAACACACAGUACACAGAUGCCAAGGUUUGAAAUCAGCAAGGGUUUACAAUCUGCUACAUGCAAAUUUACAAAAUCCAAGCAAAAAACCCAGGAAUGUUUCUGUAUCACCUGUUGUGCACUGUCUGUCUGUCCAUCCCUCCAGUGAGAUUCAAGAAAAUUGAGCAAUUUUCACUGAAUACUCUGUGAAAGAUACUGUUUUUCUUGAAGUCAGAAGGUUAGAUGGAUAUGAGGUAGCUGCAAAGUUAAACAGAAUGAAGCACUAUUACUGACUGGCUUGAUUUAAAUGCUCACUGUAAAAGCUUUUUAAUGUCGCCUACCUUUAUUUUUCGGCAUGACUGCUACUUGCAUGCCCUGCCUUUAUGAACUGUGCACAGUAGCUAUAGGCCUUUCUAGAGAUAAUGACAAUAGUGCAAUCUUAUAUACCUUUAAAAAAUACGGAAGGAAUGUAUAUUUAUUGAAUAUUCUUGUUAAUGCACACUACCGAAUGAUCCUGAUUGCUAAGUUUUUACUCUUAAUAAAAAACUCUUAGCUUAUUG
Siniperca chuatsi (mandarin fish) is the source of this 8381-nucleotide messenger RNA. RefSeq names its product inactive phospholipase D5-like. The record is from RefSeq and is a predicted model, not a curated record. Bases 3166 to 5022 code for a protein of 618 amino acids. The transcript is spliced from 13 exons. Gene Ontology annotation, molecular function: catalytic activity. NCBI's taxonomy places the organism in Eukaryota, Metazoa, Chordata, Actinopteri, Centrarchiformes, Sinipercidae.